AUGGUAAGUUUAUUUUGGAUGUUUGAAAUAACUACAAACCCAGAUUCGAACACACUCAACGACCAGAACAAAAGACACACACUAAAUGUGAACACGGAAAAGAUUGCUAACAAAGAUAUGGUGACUAGUAUGAAAUCUUCCACAUGUGUAUUCCCAGAUGUGAAUAUCUUUGAGCCCAGCGUCGUAGCAAUUGCUGGAUUAAAUCUCUCAACACUGCAGUGUGACGAAUUUUACCUCCCCGAUCUAACGUACAUACAAGAUACAACGAUUAUUGUGAAUACCAGCAAGGUUCAGCAAUAUCACGGUAACGGCACAUUCCAGCACUGUAAAUAUCGUCACAUCUGGAGAAACGACAGCGAUGAUAAUAGCUACAUAUACAGUGAUUGGUCGGAUCCUUUCACAGACAAGAUACAACUUCCUAGAAAUUCGGAGUUUGUAAGAGUGCAAUGCUGGAAUAUCCGAUCUGAACUAGUCUCCAACACCUACAUGUGUCUGGUUCCAAGAAAAGAGGAAUUUGAUGGCCUCUACUUAGCGAGUCUAAAGAAGCGAGAAGUCGAGUCAGCGCCGAAAGAAACUUUGAAUGUUGUUAUGAUUGUAAUGGACUCGUUACAAAGAAAUCAGUUAAUCAGAGGCUGUAAUGAGACAUAUGCUUAUUUGAUGAACACUCUAAAAUCAUUUGAUCUAACAAUGCACUCACAGCUGGCCAAAAACACGUUUCCAAAUUUCAUGCCAUUGUUUACAGAUCACUUUGAGCAUGAAAUCGACAGAUGGUGGAACAAAUCUCUACCUAUGGACGCUUAUGAUAUGAUUUGGUACGCGUUUGAGAAAGCGGGUUAUCGCACGACAUACGCAGAGAGCAGUGACUGGGGCGCUUUUCACUGGCAGCGUAAAGGUUUCAUACAACCAUUUUCAAGAUUCUAUCCCCGACCACUCGACUUGGCGCUGAAUGAUGAUAAAAGCCUUGGGCCGCUGUCGAAAUAUUGUGCCGGCAGUCAGCUGCAUCUCAACUUUCGUCUAAAUUACAUUGGGCGUCUUCUAGACACAUUUUCAGACAAGCCAGUGUUUGCUGUAGGAAUGAUGAGUAAAGAAACACACGAUGACCAAUCAUAUGCAAAAUAUUUCGAUGAGCACCUUUUGAACUUCUAUAAGUGGAUGAGAGCUAAGGGUCACCUAAAUAGAACACUAGUGGUAGCUCUUUCAGAUCACGGAACCAGAUGGGGAAAGUUUAGAGAUUCCGUCAAUGGACACUUCGAAAGUCGGACACCAUUCACUAUUCUAACAUUUCCAGAAUGGUUUUUGAAGAAAUACCCAGACGUUGCUGAAAACUUACGAAUAAACACCAAACGUUUGACGUCACAUUUCGACACUCACGCAACUCUUCUAGACUUGCUGUACUUCAAGAGCGAUUACCCGCCCCCACUUCCUCCAAACAGAUAUGGCCUGAGUCUUCUCAAAGAGAUUCCCUGGAAUAGAACCUGUAAAGAAGCUUCCAUACCUGCAGAAUUCUGCAUGUGUGGCUACAGGGAAGUUGAAGACAUCGAUAUCCAUUCUGAGUUGUCCAAACAUUUAUCACAUUUGUUGAUAAAGUCAAUUAACGAAAUGAUAGAAAAUGUAUGUGCUCAAUAUAAAUUAACGCAAACCAUACGUGUCGUAAAAGUUAUUUUCCAAGGAUCAGACACACAGAAACAGCAAGGCGAUGCCUUGUAUAAAGUGACAGUAAAAGCAGAUCCAGGAGGUGCUAUAUUCGAGGCUUACAAAGAAGUUACAGGAAUUCAGAAUCCUUGGACAUUUGCAAAUUACAUCUUCCGACUUAAUUCUUACAAAGGCCAAUCAGAUUGUGCACAACACCCUUUAAUUAAGCCGAUGUGUUAUUGUAAAAAUUUGUUAGGAUAA
This is a messenger RNA of Candidula unifasciata, 1893 nucleotides long. Lineage: Eukaryota; Metazoa; Mollusca; Gastropoda; Stylommatophora; Geomitridae. The record is from the annotation of a GenBank genome assembly.